AUGCCGAAUGUGCCCAACACCACUGUAAACUGUCUUGUUUGUGUACAGAGGUGCCAGCAGGAGCUGCGUCCCCUGGCGCCGGUGGAGAUCGUGGUGCGGCCGCUGGACCCCAUGGCUAGCGCGGCGUCGGCGGCGGUGGCGGGAGCAGCGGAUGGUGUGGCCAAAGUGCGUCGACCGGGCGUCGACAUGGACGCGCAGCUGGCCAACCGCGAAGUGCAGCUGGCUGUGCGGCCGCCCUCCGUGGUGGCGCAGCGGCGAGGCUCCUCCAUGCUCGCCAUCACCUUGCCGCAGACUCGCUGGUUGCUCUCGAAUGGCAACCCAGAUGAGAGACUCCCUGCCGGCAAAGGCGACGCGGAGGCAGCUGCUGCGGCCUUCAAGAAGAAGAACCGCACGCUAGGCGAUGACGCCCUCAGCACGAUCCUGUCGGCGCUCUACGCCAAGCUGCUGGUGGUGGUCGGCAUAGCUAUGCCCAUAACGGAGGUGCUCUCUGCAGAGGUGCAUGCAAACUACUUCCAGGGAUUCUACCUGUAUCUCUACGUUGGAAGUAUUCUUUACAUGUGCUUCAUUUACAUGAUUCUGCUGAAGAGUCGCGCUGUCUACAAAAUCAUCAACAGAUUCGGUCAGCCGGAGGACAAGUACGAGCAUGCGAGGCGUCGCUCGUUGUCGGCAGCCCAUGUGGCGCGCUACGGCAGCUUCUACCUGCGACUGGGCGCCACCGCGUUCGGCAUCGGCAGCAUGGUGUACUCGGGGCUGGAGUUCGGCCAGUUCUUCGAGCUGAACGACGACACCGACUGCGCCAACGUGCUGCAGGCCGUGACGCCAGCCGCGCGCAUGCUGCUGACUCUGCUGCAGAUGCAGUUCAUCUUCAUGAACAGCAAGGACCUGAAGCUGAACGAGUACCGCGUGGUGUCCCGCCUGGGGCUGAUGCACAUGACGGCGACAAACCUGUGCGAGUGGCUGUACGUGCUGGUCGAGGAGACCAAGCACGAGAUCGUGCACCUCGCCAUGCACGGCGACCACCACGGUGAAGCACUGAGCCUGAGCGACCACCACGUGUACGAGUACCCCACCAGCGUCACCCACCGCAACCUCACUGCCGGACACAACGUGUCGCGACGGUCGGCCGAGCACGACAUCUUCGAGUGCCGGCGCUCCAACAUCAUGGGCUCGCUGGUGCAGAACGCGGCGCCCUUCCUGUUCCCCUGCACCAUCGAGUACUCGCUCAUCUGCGCCGUCGUCAUGUACGAGAUGUGGAAGCACAUCCAGCCGGCGGGCGGCCGCUCCGCCAAAGACGCCUACCGCAAGACCAGCCGCCGCCUAUCCGUCGACUGCGCCAAGGCGCACAAGGGGCUGUUCGGCGGCAUCUUCGUGGUGGUGCUCACCAUAAUCUCGCUCAUCCUCUUCUUCGUCCUCCACAAGGAUGACGACUACCGGGAGGCGGCGGAGCAGCAGGUGACCAUCUCAGAGAUCUCGCUCUAUGUGAUCUGCUCUGUGGCCACCAUCAUUUGCAUGCUGCAGCUGCGGGAACUCAGAUACUACCGCACGCUACCCGGUCACCACGGUGGUUCGGGCCUGGGGCUGGACAACACGCUGCUGCUGAUCGCACAGUCAGGCAUGUUCCUGUACUGCACCUUCUCGGUGGUGGGCUGCGCGUUCGAGUCGUCGCCGCUGCGACUGGCCACCGAGGUGGCCGGGCUGUUCCAGACGGUUCUGCAGACAGUGUGCGUGCUGGACGGCUCCAGGCGGCGUUGCCGCUCGGGAGACCAGGCGCGCCGCAAGCCGGGGCGCGAGCUGCUCACCUUCCUGCUGGUGGCCAACGCCGCCAUGUGGCUGGUCAACGUGCUGCACAAGGGCCACGCCGAGUUCCGGCCGCAGCACCUCUCCUUCUUCGGCAUCUGGGCCUGGGCCAUCAUCACGCACGUCUCCAUGCCUCUCGCUAUCUUCUACAGGUUCCACUCCACCAUCUGCAUCUUCGAGGUCUGGAAGAGCGCCUACAAGGUCAAGCACGUCUCGUAG
Messenger RNA from Schistocerca serialis cubense, 2016 nucleotides. Its product is annotated as proton channel OtopLc-like. The coding region runs from base 1 to 2016 and encodes 671 amino acids. Gene Ontology annotation, molecular function: proton channel activity. NCBI's taxonomy places the organism in Eukaryota, Metazoa, Arthropoda, Insecta, Orthoptera, Acrididae. Gene Ontology annotation, biological process: proton transmembrane transport. Gene Ontology annotation, cellular component: membrane. The record is from RefSeq and is a predicted model, not a curated record. The transcript is spliced from 11 exons.